Molecule: messenger RNA, 2490 nt
Organism: Lachnellula hyalina
Lineage: Eukaryota; Fungi; Ascomycota; Leotiomycetes; Helotiales; Lachnaceae
Gene: SLM1
Product: Phosphatidylinositol 4,5-bisphosphate-binding protein
Exons: 5
Coding region: 1-2490 (829 amino acids)
Source: RefSeq, a predicted model, not a curated record
AUGACCGCUCUCAACGGCUCCUCCGUUCCUGCUCCUUCGCAAGCACAACUCGACAGAGGAUACGGACCAGUUUCCAAUGCGACAGACUUCGGCUCGACCCCAGCAAAUCAUAUCGAAUCUUCUCCUUUGUCACAAUCUGUAGCACAACAGAACGGCGGGCGCUUCAACGAAGACUUCGAUGCGUCGCAGCGGGGCUCGAGUAUAAUAGAUUACCCAACGCAGCGGUCCGAUUCAGUCCUCUCGCAGGGGGACACCUUGAUCCCGUCGCGGGGAGGCACCCUCAAGAAGAAAGCCUCCCUGCGCAAGACAGGCUCCCUGAAGCGUUCGGGCAGUCGUCGAAGCUCAAGAGCAGGAAGCGUCCGCAGUCUAGUCCUUCAACCUGGUGCUGAAGCCGACGAGGCGCACAGCGCCUUCUUCUCUCCAGUUCCCACGACUGGUAACCCUACUGAAAUCCUCUCGGCCCGAUUUCAAGCCUGGCGCAAGGUCCUUAAAGACCUCAUCGCCUAUUUCAGGGAAAUACAAGGAUCUUACGAGCACAGAGCAAAGAGCAUCCUGAAGAUAUCCAACGUUAUCAACAACACCGCGGCGCCUUCGGUAUUUCUACAAUCUGGUGGUAUCGAUGAUGCCGUUCAGGUCUUGCGCACAUAUCACAAAUCUUCCAUUGCAGAAGCCAAUAAGUCCAGAGAAAUUGAGAGUGAUGUUAUCCUCGCCUUGAUUGGCUUGCGAAAUGAUUUGAACCAGAAGAUCAAAGAGAUCAAGAACCUCUCUGGCGAUUUCAAAAACUCUGUGGAUAAAGAGAUGGAUAACACUAGAAAGGCUGUGAAUGGCCUCCAGGAUAGCCUUGGACAAGCAGAUGUCGAUCCUGCUCAGAUGACUGGAAAACAGGACCCAUACUUACUUAAGCUUGCAGUAGAUCGCCAAGUUGAGAAACAAAUAGAUGAGGAGAACUACCUCCACCAGGCAUAUCUAAAUCUUGAAGCAUCUGGACGAGAACUCGAAUCUAUCGUGGUUGGCGAGAUCCAAAAGUCUUAUAAUGCAUAUGCUGGCAUUCUCAGACGUGAGGCAGACGGCGCUUACAAUACUGUGGAAGAGCUACGAACUGGACCAAUUGCUAUGCCAAAGGACCAUGAAUGGAACGAAUUUGUUCAAAAUGAUGAGCACUUUAUUGAUCCCAGGCUGCCUGACAUACGCGAAGGACUGAUGGAGCGCAAGUCGAAGUAUCUCAAGAGUUACACUCCCGGCUGGUACGUACUUACUCCCACUCAUCUCCACGAGUUCAAGUCUGCGGACAAAGCACAAGCACCUAUUAUGUCUCUUUAUCUCCCUGAACAAAAGCUCGGAUCCCAAUCCAGCGCAGGAGCAUCCUCGAACAAGUUCAUGCUCAAGGGUCGUCAAACUGGCGCAAUGCACCGUGGUCACUCCUGGGUCUUUCGUUGCGAGUCUUUCGAGACUAUGCUGGCAUGGGUUUCUGACCUGAAAACUUUGACGGAAAAAUCACCCCAGGAGCGCAAUGCAUUCGUGCGCCAGCACGCUCGAAGCGUGAGCGGUUCUUCGCAAAGAGCAGCUUCAAUCAGCAGUGAUGGGGUAAUGGAUGAGGAGGAUGAGGAACCAUUCUCUGCCACAGCUUCAUCUGUAUUAGCAUCAGGACCAAAGCAAGACGCGUCGCCACGACGUCCUCAAGCAGGUGGGCGAUUCCCGUCUGAUAUCCAGGUCAACACACAGCGUGGCUUACAGGCACCUCUUUCGCCAUCUAGUGGGAGUUCCAGUCUCGGAGAUGUCCAAGGUCACAAUGUAGCGGCUGCCAGCGCUCUUCCUGGCAGUGGUGUUGGCGCGCACUAUUCUCCAACAGCCACUUAUGGCGAGGAUCUAACUUCACCAACUCACGCGGCCCAAGUUAACCAAUAUGCCAUGGAGGAUCACGUCAAUCCUUAUACAGCUCGUCCACUUUCUUCUCAUAAUGUUCAUCAAAGACCCGACAGUUCUGUUUUACCUGAAGUUGUCGGGACUGGUUUGGGAGGUGCGGCGUUAGGAGUUGCCGGUACCCAAGUUUAUCACCAACACAAAGGCAACGAGGCGAAGGAGGCUGCGUAUAACCGACAACAGGAAGAGCGAGCAGCCGUCGAAGCUUCCAUGGUUGCAGCUCCCGAUACCUUUGAGCAGCAAUCUGAACAAAACGCUGCACGUGAAGCUGCCCUCUAUGCUGCACCCGAUGCAAAUCUAGCACCAAUUCCUUCUAAUGAGCAAAUGAUGUCUGGCGGACGCAGCGAGGCCGAUCUGACAACUAGCACACUCAAUAGCGAUGCGUAUCCUGAACGCGCUACAGUUGGCCCACAAACGCAAGAUGUCCCCAAUCCUCUUGAAACAGUUUUCAGACCUUUAGUGGAUGAGACGGCGCGACCAACGAUAGCGGCAGGACAGAAUCAUCAGAGUGUGCAAAGCAUCAGCCAGUUACAUGUUCCAGGAGAGUUUCCUAGGGGUAAUAAGGCGUAG